Molecule: messenger RNA, 1184 nt
Organism: Trametes versicolor FP-101664 SS1
Lineage: Eukaryota; Fungi; Basidiomycota; Agaricomycetes; Polyporales; Polyporaceae
Product: porphobilinogen deaminase
Exons: 3
Coding region: 82-1113 (343 amino acids)
Biological process (GO): heme biosynthetic process
Cellular component (GO): cytoplasm
Molecular function (GO): hydroxymethylbilane synthase activity
Source: RefSeq, a predicted model, not a curated record
AGGCCCUCUUCUCUCAUCUCCCUCUCAACUGUGCCCGGAAGCUCCAGACUAAACACAUCUCUGCACAUCAACUGAAGCAGGAUGGCCAACCCCGCGACCCCGCGCAAAUUCACGCUUGCCUCGCGCGCCUCACAGCUCGCGCAGGUCCAGACGGACUCCGUGCGCGACACGCUCGCGGCGCUGCACCCCGAAAUCGAGUUCGCGACGUCGUUCAUGACGACCGGCGGCGACCACAACCAGUCGCAAGCGCUCUACCUGCUCGGCGGAAAGGCAUUGUGGACGAAAGAGCUCGAGGUCGCGAUGCAGGAGGGCGUGGUGGACAUGCUCGUGCACUGUCUGAAGGACGUACCCACGUCGCUCCCCCCGGGAUGCGAGAUCGCGGGGGUGCUGGAGCGCGCGGACCCGCUGGACUGUCUGGUGGUGAAGAAGGAUGCGCCAUGGAAGAGCCUGGAGGAGCUGCCGGACGGGAGCGUGGUCGGGACAAGCAGCGUGCGCAGGGUCGCGCAGCUGAAGCGCAGGUUCCCGAAGCUGGUGUUCAAGGACGUGCGAGGGAACUUGAACACCCGUCUAGCAAAGCUUGACGCGCCCGACGGGCCCUACGCCGCGAUCGUCCUCGCGAAGGCAGGCAUGGUCCGCCUCGGAUGGGGUCCGCGCAUCACCGCCGAGCUGGGACCGCCCACCCUCAUGUACGCCGUCUCGCAGGGCGCGCUCGCGAUCGAGAUCCGCGCCGACGACGAGGCUGCGCGCGCGCUGUGCCGCUCGAUCACGCACUGGCAGACGGAGUGGUCGUGCUACGCAGAACGCGCGUGCCUGCGCGUACUCGAGGGCGGGUGCAGCGUGCCAGUCGGGGUGCACACGACGCUCGUCGAGGCGGAGGGCGACGUGCCCAAGGGCCGGCUAGAGAUCGUCGGUUGCAUCACCGCGCUGGAGGGCGAGACGCAUGUCGAGCACCGGAUCGAGGCCGACGUGCACUCGGUGGAGGAGGCGGAGGCGAUUGGCGCGAGGCUUGCGAAGGUGCUCAUCGAGACGGGCGGGCGGGCGAUCCUGGACGACAUCACCACCGACCGGGAUAGGAAGAUCCAGCUGGCGAAGGAUAACAACGAGCAGGUGUAAAGUAGAUGUAGGUGCCCCGGCGAGUAGAAGAAAGAAGAUAUGUACCAUGUACAUUACGAUGUAUACACUGC